Syngnathus acus (greater pipefish) is the source of this 1322-nucleotide messenger RNA. It is a transcript of the gene eif4eb, whose product is annotated as eukaryotic translation initiation factor 4eb. Gene Ontology annotation, biological process: translational initiation. Bases 16 to 765 code for a protein of 249 amino acids. Gene Ontology annotation, molecular function: translation initiation factor activity; RNA 7-methylguanosine cap binding. The transcript has 8 exons. Gene Ontology annotation, cellular component: eukaryotic translation initiation factor 4F complex; cytoplasm. The record is from RefSeq and is a predicted model, not a curated record. NCBI's taxonomy places the organism in Eukaryota, Metazoa, Chordata, Actinopteri, Syngnathiformes, Syngnathidae.
ACACGGAUUUGUAAAAUGGCGACUGCCGAACCGGUGAGCACUUUCUCGAGCAACUCCCUCUUCGUGGAAACCAACCUAAGUCCAUCCCCGCCCAAAGAGGAUGGAAGUGACGAGGCAAAAGAGGAAAGCAGCCCAAGUCCGUCCCUGCCCAAAGAGGAUGGAACUGAUGACGCAAAAGAGGCUGGUCAGGAAAUUGUGAGCCCAGAAGUCUACAUCAAACACCCUCUGCAAAACAGAUGGUCUCUAUGGUUCUUCAAGAUCGACAAGAACAAAACAUGGCAGGCCAACCUGAGACUCAUCUCCAAAUUUGACACAGUGGAAGACUUUUGGGCUCUGUACAACCAUAUCCAGUUAUCCAGCAAUCUCAUGUCAGGCUGCGAUUACUCCCUUUUUAAGGAUGGUAUUGAGCCCAUGUGGGAGGAUGAGAAGAACAAGCGUGGAGGACGCUGGUUGAUCACACUCAACAAGCAGCAGAGAAGAUUUGAUCUGGACCGCUUUUGGUUAGAAACUCUCUUGUGCUUAGUUGGAGAGGCCUUUGACGACUACAGCGAUGAAGUCUGCGGCGCUGUGGUCAACAUUCGCACUAAAGGGGAUAAAAUCGCUGUGUGGACAUCAGACUCUGAAAACCGUGACGCUAUCACACAAAUAGGGAGAGUUUACAAGGAGCGAUUGGGGCUCCCCUUGAAGAUGACUAUUGGCUACCAAUCUCACUUUGACACAGCAACCAAAAGUGGCUCCACCACCAAGAACAAAUUUGUUGUUUGAGAAGCGCUUAUUGUGCUCCUUUUUCAACUUCUUGUCAUAUUUGUUGUUGGUGCAUAUGCUUACUUUGCUGCAAAGACUGCGGAAUGCAAUCCACAUGGAACGGAAACCGUCGUUUUAAAGUCACUGAUGACACUGAAACGUCAUUUGGAAGUAACGCUGGCUGUGUUUGGACUUUAAUAGUCAGGUAUGAAAUUUGGGAGGAUGAACACUAACACCAAAUGGAAACGUAUCCAAUGAGUGAUUGUAUUACUAGAGGUUGCUAUUUAGAGGGCUUUGUGGAUUCUCGACGUAAAAGUAUAGAUCAAAUUCUUUUUUUUUAAUUGCAGUCAAUCGUGAAAUGCAACUGUAUAUUUUUCUACAGCAUGAUUUUUUUGCUGUAAUUGUGUAAGAAAUGAAAGCCUUUAAUUUAUUCUAUCUUGGAGACUGUUCAAUUGGUAGAAGAGUUCCAUGCUUCUUUUUUGCUCUGGCUUGCAUGUAACAAAUCUUCUUAGUCAAUACUUCAUGAUUGAUAUUCUUUCGAGUGUUAAUAUAAUUAAAAGAGGAAUUUUGCAACGCUU